This is a messenger RNA of Paramacrobiotus metropolitanus, 893 nucleotides long. RefSeq lists its product as uncharacterized. The transcript is spliced from 3 exons. The record is from RefSeq and is a predicted model, not a curated record. The coding region runs from base 1 to 765 and encodes 254 amino acids. NCBI's taxonomy places the organism in Eukaryota, Metazoa, Tardigrada, Eutardigrada, Parachela, Macrobiotidae.
AUGGGCGACUCGGCCAAAACCCUCCCCGACGGCGCCAUCGCCUUUCGGCCGCGCUCAACACCCUACAGUCUAAUCCCGCAAAUCCCCACCGCGACCGACAGCGCUCUAAAUGACACCCUCACCUUGCAGCACACGGAGCUGGCCGCGCACUACACCCAGCUGCAGACGCUGGUGGAGCGUCUGGAGAAAACGCAGAAGGACUGCGUGAAGCGGGUGCGUCAUCUGGACGGCACUUUCAGCGGGAUACUGCACCGUCUGCCGGUAGAGAAUCAUGCCAAGAGGGCGCUGCGCGAUCUGGAGGAGCAGGUCUUCGAGUUCCAGGUGUGCUUGGAGAGGAAUCUGCAGUGUGUCGAGACGGCCAUGCGGGAUCUGGUCAGGAGACGGCUCAGACGUGAAUACGUGCAGACCCAGACGGAAUCCACUUCCAUAACCGCCCGCGAUGUCGCCCUACAGACCUCGGACGAUCCCUCUGCAGAAGAGGACAGUAGCGAGCGCAUCGUGUAUGCUCUUCCCGAUCUGGAGGAGGCCGUGGAGCAUCUCCAGAUCCACGCGGAAUGCCAGACGGAUCUGGCCAUGGAGCACUUCCUGGCCACCGUCAACGCUCCCUUCAGCGCCGUCAACCGCGACAAUGUCCUCAUUAUCUACCGGAAUCCCAAUAUCUACUCCUUUCUCAAACCCUACGCCAUUGGGGUGGGCGGGACGGCGUUGGGCGUGGUGGUGCUGUAUAAAGUGGUCAAAGGUCUGGUGAUGCUGAUGCGUGCAUAAAAACAGUGUGGUAUUCUGGUAUUUUAUGUGAAGUGUCAAAAGACAGCUACUGCUUCUGGAUUAUCGUACAUUUGUUUCGUUUUUGCGGUGAGGAUGAACUGGUUUGAAUUAAGCGGAAAUAAAAUAAG